Molecule: messenger RNA, 6733 nt
Organism: Coregonus sp. 'balchen'
Lineage: Eukaryota; Metazoa; Chordata; Actinopteri; Salmoniformes; Salmonidae
Source: the annotation of a GenBank genome assembly
GACUAUCUUGUCAAUAUAAUAGAUCGUCUUUGGCAACAGCGCUGUUUUACGACAGUUGCAUGCCGUAUUCCAAGCGUCCGGUGUCGUACAUUUUGCAGAAUCACCAUGGCGUCUGUAUUGAAAGAGACCGCGGGGCUAUAUGAAACAUUGAAAACGGAAUGGAACAAGAAAAAUCCCAAUCUGAACAAAUGUGGAGAAAUUUUGAGCAAGCUCAAGGUAAAGGCUAUUACAAUAUUUGGUUGCUUCACCCUCGAACCUAAGUAAUAGGGGAUUUUGUCAAUUAGCUAGUAUUGCUAGCUAACGUUAGCUAAGCUAACGUAACCAACUGUUUUACAAAUAUGUUAACUGUCCGUUGCUAUUUCUUUCUACAGAUUUCGUUGUUGGAGUUAAACUUCUUACCAACAACUGGGACUAAGCUCACCAAACAGCAGCUUAUUUUAGCUCGUAAGUAUCUAGUCAUCACAACACAAUGCUAACUAGCGAACGUUAGCUGGGUCAUUCCUACAAUGCAAUGCCUUUUCUGGCCCCAGGAAAUAUCAGUUCUAAUGUCGUGAAAAUGUGGAUUCCAAAAGGUUUAAAAUAUAACGUCAGGUAUGCUUUACCGUAACAACACCAAAAUAUGGAUCCUGAAAGUGAAUUUUAUGCAUUUUAAACACUUUGUCAGUGGAUGUAGGCGUUUAUGCCAUGUCCCCAGUGUGUCCCGGAUAUCACUUUCCACCCUGUUAGUUUGUAAUUCUCCAUUUAAGAAAACAACCCCUUACUACAAUGACACCACAUUCAGGAAGUGUCAUAAUUUAUUUGGUGGGAAAACUAUGGUGCAAAGCUAAAUAAAUAUAAACACUCAGUUUGAUCUAUUUGUAAAUGUUUCAUGUUAGGCUAAAUUAUAGCGAAUAAACAUGUUAAAUGUGUUUGAUAGAGAAGUUAAAAUCCUGUUCAAGUGUUCACCAAUAUGCUAGCUCAAUCUUGCUUACUCAGAGCUAUGGCCAAGUUAGGCUCAAAAUCAAAUGUCAACCCUGUUAGGUUCCACCCUGUUAGGAUUAUGCACCUAACAAAUUGGAAAAUGCACCCAAAAAUGUUGUAUGUGCCUGAGCUUGACCAAUAUGGUUUUGUGAAAGUCAAACUUGGCCUUUUUCUGAUAGUAUGUAUGUGGACCUGUCCUCUCUGCUGCCCUCUACACACACACACACACACACACACACAGUUGAAGUCCUGUGUAGCUCAGUUGGUAGAGCAUGGCGUUUGCAACGCCAGGGUUGUGGGUUCGAUUCCAACGGGGGACCAGUAUGAAAAUGUAUGCACUGACUAACUGUAAGUCGCUCUGGAUAAGAGCGUCUGCUAAAUGACUAAAAUGUAAAUGUUAAGUCGUAAGUUUACAUACACUUAGGUUGGGGUCAUUAAAACUCGUUUUUCAACCACUCCACAAAUUUCUUGUUAACUAUAGUUUGGGCAAGUCGUUUAGGACAUCUACUUUGUGCAUGACACAAGUCAUUUUUCCAACAAUUGUUUACAGACAGAUUAUUUCACUUAUAAUUCACUGUAUCACAAUUCCAGUGGGUCAGAAGUUUGCAUACACUAAGUUGACUGUGCCUUUAAACAGCUUGGAAAAUUCCAGAAAAUGAUGUCAUAGCUUUAGAAGCUUCUGAUAGGCUAAUUGACAUCAAUUUAGUCAAUUGGAGGUGUACCUGUGGAGGUAUUUCAAGGCCUACCUUCAAACUCUGUGCCUCUGCUUGACAUCAUGGGAAAAUGAAAAUAAAUCAGCCAAGACCUCAGUAAAAAAUUGUAGACCUCCAAAAGUCUGGUUCAUCCUUGGGACCAAUUUCCAAACGCCUGAAGGUACCGCGUUCAUCUGUACAAACAAUAGUACGCAAGUAUAAACACCAUGGGACCACGCAGCCGUCAUACCGCUCAGGAAGGAGACGCGUUCUGUCUCCUAGAUAUUAACAUACUUUGGUGCGAAAAGUGCAAAUCAAUCCCAGAACAACAGCAAAGGACCUUGUGAAGAUGCUGGAGGAAACCGGUACAAAAGUAUCUAUAUCCACAUUAAAACGAGUCCUAUAUUUACAUAACCUGAAAGGCUGCUCAGCAGGGAAGAAGCCACUGCUCCAAAACCACCAUACAAAAGCCAGACUACGGUUUGCAACUGCACAUGGGGACAAAGAUUGUAGUUUUUGGAGAAAUGUCCUCUGGUCUGAUGAAACAAAUAGAACUGUUUGGCCAUAAUGACCAUCGUUAUGUUUGGAGGAAAACCCACAUCCCUGCCGGCCAAACCCUCCCCUACCUUGGAUGACGCUGGACCAAUUGUGCGCCGCCCAUGGGUCUCCCGGUCACGGCCGGCUGCGACAGAGCCAGGACUCGAACCAGGAUCUCUAGUGGCACAGCUAGCACUGCGAUGCAGUGCCUUAGACCACUGCGCCACUCGGGAGCUUAAACAAUUUCAAGGCAAUGCUACCAAAUACUAAUUGAGUGUAUGUAAACUUCUGACCAACUGGGAAUGUGAUGAAAUAAAUAAAAACUGAAAUAAAUCAUUCUCUACUAUUAUUCUGACAUUUCAUAUUCUUAAAAUAAAGUGAUGAUCCUAACUGACCUAAGACAGGGAAUUUUUACUAGGAUUAAAUGUCAGAAAUUGUGAAAAAACUGAGUUUAAAUGUAUUUGGCAAAGGUGUAUGUAAACUUCCGACUUCAACUGUGUGUGUGUAUAUAUGUAAAGUUGAGGUCCAAAUGGCACCUCAUAGUUGGAAUGACCAAGCUAGCUCAUAGCCUCUUCGCUCCAUAGUUGGAAUGACCAAGCUAGCUCAUAGCCUCUUCGCUCCAUAGUUGGAAUGACCAAGCUAGCUCAUAGCCUCUUCGCUCCAUAGUUGGAAUGACCAAGCUAGCUCAUAGCCUCUUCGCUCCAUAGUUGGAAUGACCAAGCUAGCUCAUAGCCUCUUCGCUCCAUAGUUGGAAUGACCAAGCUAGCUCAUAGCCUCUUUGCUCCAUAGUUGGAAUGACCAAGCUAGCUCAUAGCCUCUUUGGAUUGGUGGAUACAUCUCAUUAUUGUAAUCCUUUUCUGAAUAUUCGAUGAGGGUUGUUGAAGUCAACCGCCUGUAUUGAAAGGAGAGCGACUCAAUGCUACUACCUCAUGCUCUGAAUAUGCAUAGCUAUCUGGAAACCUGAUAAAAGUGUUUUCCUGUGGCUGAGUCCAUCUUGUAAGUUGAUGACCAACACUCUAUCCUAUUCCAAUAAACCAACGUAGCAUCAUAGCCUCUUUUUUGGAUGACCAUCAAGCACUCUAAACCUCUUGCUUGUUGUGACCAACAUGAAAUAGCCCCUCGCUUAGUGGGCAGCAGCUCUGCUUUUGCUCGAUGUUGGAAGUUACAGCUAGUCAUACCUCUAUCUCAACGUUUGGAAUGCCAAGCAGCGCAUAAGCUCUUGUCCAUACGCUGUGGAAUGAGCGACUAGCUCAUACGCCUCUUCUGCCCCAGGGAUGAAGAGUUGGUAAUAGUUUUUAGGUAGGGACAAUGUCUGCUCUUCAGUGAAAGAGCAGCUGUCAGUCAUCCCUUGAAGGAAGACCAGCUAGCUCUUCUUUUUCGUUGGAUGACAAUGGUCUUUUUCCAUAGUGGACUUGUCAAGUAGCUAAGACUUCGCAUAUUGGAAUACCAGCUGCAUACUUUCAGUUGUUGGAUAACUAGUAUAUCAGCUCUUGCUAUAGUUGGAAUGACACAGUGCUAACAUAUUUUCUACAUUGUUGUGACCAGUAUGCUCUGGGAUCCUCUAUGGGAUAUCUGAACCAAGGACAUCCCCUCCUUUGAAGUACAAAUGUCCUCUUCGAAAUCAUAUUGAUUGACCAAGCUAUAUAGCCUUGUUUCAUAUUCAAAUAAAUACUUGCUCUUCUCAUGUAUUACCAGCGGCUGUCAGCCUAUCUUGUUGGUGGCAACUAGUCAUUUUCUACUCCUUUCUCUGAAAUCCGGAUGAGUUGCGAGUACCUCUUCAUGAAAGGAGCGACUGCUGUACUGACCCUGCUCUGUAUCCUGCUGUCCAGAAACCUGUUAAGUGUUUCCGUGCUGGAUGUCACCUGUACUACUGAUAGUACCUAAUAAAACUUGAGUGUUACCAAACUUCAUUAGAUCAAAUAAACCUCACGCUAGCCAAAUAAGACAUUCAUUUUUUGGUUGACCAAAUUCAACACUCUAAAACUCCUUGCUUGGUGUGCGAAACAAUGAAAAUACGCCACCUGCUGGAGGGAGAGCGUUUUCCGCUGAGUUGGGCCUCUCUGGGAAAGAUUAACUUUAUGCAAAUACUCUAUCGCAACGUUAUUGACCAAUAGAAGCUCACUAGAGCUUCCAGACCCUGCUGGAUUGGCUGUUUAUACCUAGAACUACCUAGCCUGCUUACUAGCACCCACAUGGGCGUGAAGGGCUGGUAAAUAUGUUUUUGGGGUACGGGAUGUCGUCUUCAGCGACGGGAGGUCUGUGUACAGGUCUCCCGGAGCGAAGAGGCUAGCUGCCUCGUUUUUUGUUGACAUGUCUUCCUGUGUGCUUGUCAAUAGAAAGGACUUCCGGAGUCAUUGCUCAGAAUCAGCUGCAUAAUUUCAGUGUGUGAUAACUAGGAUAUAUCAGGGUUUGAUCAUAUGAGCUGGAUGACAACAGUGGCUAACAUAUUUCUACAUUGUUUGUCAGGUGAUGUUCUGGAGAUCGGGGCUCUGUGGGGUAUCCUGAAGAAGGACAUCCCCUCCUUUGAGAGAUACAUGUCCCAGCUGAAAUGCUAUUACUUUGAUUACAAGUAAUGUCACUUGUUUCAUAUUCAAAAUAAUACUGGUCUUUCUCAAUGUAUUCCCAGAGCAUGUCAACCUAUGCUUGUUCAGUAGUCAACUAGAUCAGUUUUCUCCCACUCUUCAUCUUCCAUCCAGGGAUGAGUUGCCAGAGUCAUCUUACAUGCACCAGCUGCUGGGUCUGAACCUGCUCUUCCUGCUGUCCCAGAACCGUGUGUCAGAGUUCCACACGGAGCUGGAGAGGCUGACUGCUAAAGACAUCCAGACCAACGUAUACAUCCGACACCCCGUCUCCCUAGAGCAGGUGACUGCCGCCGCUUCAGACGUGUGCCUCAUCUCCCUUCGUUGACUUCUUACUUUUACUAUUUUCAACAGGAACUUCUUCGCUGGUUCUCAUCUCUUCUCAGUUUUAUCUUUGUGGAGCCAUGUAACUUCCCAUGUGUAGAACUGGCUUGUAUAAUGUCUGUUUUUCCUGUCAGUACCUGAUGGAGGGGAGCUACAACAAGGUGUUUCUGGCCAAAGGGAACAUCCCUGCUGAGAGCUACACCUUCUUCAUAGACAUUCUGCUAGACACCAUCCGGUAAGAGACAGCAUGACUUCUGACAUGGGAUGAAUUCAUAUUGCCUGGAAAUGGCAGAUGCAUGGAUUCGGUGAGUCGUCCUUGUGGUCCAGCGAUGGCAUGGUGUGAUUUGUUAUCCGUCUUGUUUCCAGUGAUGAGAUUGCUGGGUGCAUAGAGAAGGCGUAUGAACAGAUCCAGUUCAACGAAGCUACCAGAGUGCUCUUCUUCUCCUCCCCGAACAACAUGACAGAGUAUGCCAAGAAGGUUAGUUCAUGUCCGUUCUACUCUGUUGUGUGCCCUACUGAACACUAGCCUGGUCCAAGAUCUGUUUGUGCUUGACAUAAGAGUCGGCUUUACAGCACAAACAGAUCUGGGACCGGGCUAACUGAUCAUGCCCCUGGAUUUGAGAGAAUGGGAGAUCCGUAGAACUUGAGUUUAGUCCAGCGGGGCUGGACCCAGAGCCUCAUCAUAUAUUAAAGUUGUGUGUGUUUUGCAGCGGGGCUGGACCCAGAGCCCAGACGACUACUACUCGUUCAGCAGCCAACAGCAGAGGACAGAGGAAGUCAACAUCCCCUCCACUGAGCUGGCUACGCAGGUCAUCGAAUACGCUCGGCAGCUGGAGAUGAUUGUUUAGAGAGAGCAUCAUACUGCAGACGCUCGCUAUAUUCAUCUGACACCUUAGACCCAGACCCAGACACAUGCAGACAUACAGAUUGUCAGACUGGUAGAUUUUCCAACACUUUUGUUCUCUUCCACUCCCCCUGCUUCUCACGGCUCUGAUAAGAGACUGGGCAUGAGUGUUUCUACAUCCUCUAGUCUGACCGUAUGUUUACACAUCGGAGUAAUGUACUGAAAUAAAGUUGUGGCAUCACUUCACAACUAAGGCCAGUCUGUUCCGUGGCUCCUGACAGCUUUGUCCACCUUUGGGAAUUACCCUGAGUUUAAAGAUUGAAGUGUUGGCACAUUCUAAUGGCCAAGUUUCCAUUUACCCUAACUGCAUUGAGGAACUUGAUGUGAACGUUUGGAGAGUUUGUGUCUAGGGGAAUAGGGUGUAAUUUGAGAUUUUCCCUGUCCAUUUACUAAUGCAUAGUGUGCUGCAAAACAGUGGCCAUAUAGUGAGUCUUCCAUGUCUCUAAAUGGUUGACAUCCUGCAUUACACCUGGUAUUUGGGUUAUCCUUGUCCUCUGAGGUAUUUUUUUUUUUUUACUCUAGUGCUCACAGAAGUCUAUUUCAAUGCCCUGGCCUCGUCUCCUAGCAACUGACAAAGAAUUGCUGUAAAAGUAUUUGUUAAAUGUUUGGUUUAAUUUCUUGCCCCCCCCCCCCUCCCCCUCAAUGGUUUGUAAUCUAAUUGAUCUGGAAAAUACAAAUGUUUGUUUCUGUAAGAUUAUCAACAUUUUGACAUUUAAAAUAUUAAAAUCUUUUUCUGA